GGAAGGCUGGUUCCCUGUGAUGGGUCCUCUUCCUUCUCCAGCAGGUUCCUGUCCUGGUUCUUUCAGAUGAGUUUUGUCAAGUACCCGGAAAGAGAGGAGGUCCUUGGGGACAAGCUGAAGAUCCUGCAGAAAGCAUCCAGCUGGGUUGGAUUUGUGGUCCCUGUGGAUGCCAUUAUCAGCAAAGUCUCCCCCACACAGUCUCCCACCAGGCCCAGGCUACUUGCCAGGAAGCGUCGGGGGAGGCUAACGCGCCUCCUCCUCUCUGUUGUCCCCAUGAGGAUCCAGAACCUCCUGGGCUACCUGCCAGCGGACUGGGGCCGGAGCAACAUGCCCAAGGAGAUCCGAGAGGCUCUGAUCAGCCCACAUCACAAAGCAAACAAGAGGAAGUGGGAUGAGUUAUCCCUGGAGGAGCAGGAGUCCUGGCUGGUGGUGCUGGAGAGGGACCUGCCAGAGGAUGACUCUGAAGAUGUCACCUAUGAGCCCUCAGACACUGAAACAGACAGCGAGGAGUACAAGUCCCACAAUGACACCGAUGCAGACCUGGAGCCUGAAGAGCAGGAUGGAACCAUUAUGCUGAAGGAGUGCUCGGAUCUCCAGUGUGAGGAGGUGAAGCGCAGGGAUGUGCCCCAGGCCACGCAGGGUGGCUGCAGCCUGGCUCAGUUUGGAGUUGGACCGUGCGAGGAGCAGCCUGACAGA
Messenger RNA from Pterocles gutturalis (yellow-throated sandgrouse), 696 nucleotides. RefSeq lists its product as uncharacterized. The record is from RefSeq and is a predicted model, not a curated record. Lineage: Eukaryota; Metazoa; Chordata; Aves; Pterocliformes; Pteroclidae. The annotation marks the transcript as partial. The transcript is spliced from 6 exons.